UGCUCGAUUUGCGCAUGCGCGUUAUUGCCCCGACUAUACCGUCUGCUUUGUUGGGACCAUCGAUGCUGCUGGGACUCUCAGCGACUCCGCUUUUAUUGUUGACCGAUGAUGGAGUAGAGUCAAGCGUUAGCUACUUAUUCAACAUCCUAUUUGUGAUUUAAGGGAGUAGCGAGCACAGUAUUUUUUUUUUUUGUCUUUGACGCCGGAGACGACAGAGGCGAGGAGCUCCUGUAUAUAAACAAAACACAGCGCGAGCUGCUUUUAAGGUGGCACGUCAUCGGCGACAGCUGGAACAACGAGAGCAGGCUCCCAGGCCAGCUUGGUCCUUCGGCGAGCUCGACGCGGAGGAGCUCGGUGUCCAGAAAAUGGAAGUCUUCGCUCGGCCUCGUCUGGAGUGAAACUCCGUAACGAGCGAACAUGAGCGAGGAGGGUCGUUUGUUGUCUGGACGGCAGCUCCUGGCGAGUGAAAGAGGGGGUGACUGUACCUGCUGCUGCCCCCGCUUGACUGAGGAGAGAGGCGAGCUUGUUAGCAAAAAGGGUGACCGCAGGCCCCCCGGUUCUCUGGCCCGGUCCAAAUAGUGCUUAAGCGGACUGAGGUGCAGCAUGGAGACGGUGGGCAGAUUCGAGUUCAGUCGGAAGGACCUGAUCGGACAUGGCGCAUUUGCGGUCGUCUUUAAAGGCCGAAACCGGGAGAAACAUGAUUGGGAGGUGGCAGUCAAAUGUAUCAAUAAGAAGAACCUGGCCAAAUCCCAGACACUGCUGGGAAAGGAGAUCAAAAUACUCAAGGAACUCAAGCACGAAAACAUAGUUGCAUUACUGGACUUUCAGGAAACUGCAAGCUCGGUGUACCUAGUGAUGGAGUAUUGUAACGGCGGUGACCUGGCCGACUACCUGCACGCAAAAGGCACGCUGAGCGAGGACACGAUUCGAGUUUUCCUGCAGCAGAUAGCGGGUGCCAUGCGGGUCCUGCAGGCGAAAGGCAUCAUCCAUCGGGACCUCAAACCCCAGAACAUUCUGCUCUCCUACCCACCCGGACGGAAAUCCCACUCCACCAACACCUGCAUCAAAAUUGCCGACUUUGGUUUUGCCAGGUACCUUCAGAACAACAUGAUGGCAGCAACUCUCUGCGGGUCACCGAUGUACAUGGCACCCGAGGUCAUUAUGUCCCAAAACUACGACGCCAAGGCUGACUUGUGGAGCAUCGGGACCAUCGUGUUCCAGUGCCUAACUGGCAAGGCUCCUUUCCAGGCCAGCAGUCCCCAGGAUCUUAGGAUGUUUUACGAGAAAAACAAGAAUCUCAGCCCCAACAUUCCCAGAGAGACUUCCAGCCAUUUGAGGCAUCUGUUACGGGGCCUGCUCCAGCGCAAUCACAAGGACCGCAUGGACUUUGAUGAGUUUUUUUCUCAUCCCUUCUUGGAGGCCACCAGCUCAUCCAUAAAAAAGACAACUCCCCCAGCAGUGACCAUGACCUGCUUCCCAAGUUCCGCUUCAGCCAGCUCUUGCAGCAGUUCUUCCACCUCGCACCUGGCCUCUCCACCGCAAUCUCUUGGUGAUGCGCAGCAUUUACGUGCCAAAGCGCUGGCCUCCCCCACCCAAGAGGCCGCCGGGUUUCUCCUCAAGGAUUCAUCCGGAGGAGGCGGCAGCAGCAAGAACUCCUCCUCCUGUGACACGGACGACUUUGUCAUUGUGCCCGCUCACUUCAAUGCGGGUGAGCUGACGAGUGAGAGUAAAGUGCUGCAGGACAGUCUCAUGAACAGCGGCUCCCUCCUGACAUCUGGUUUAUGCGUCCAAGCCAAAUCGCCACCACACUCGCCCUCCUACAGUGGCUCCCCCAGUCGUAUCAGGCCCAAUGAGUCCUCGGGGAGUAACUAUGCUGGCCCCGGUGGAAAUCACGGUCACUCCUUGCCAAUCCCAGUUCCCACUCAGGUGCACAACUACCAGCGCUUGGAGCAGCAUAUUUAUACCGCCAAACAGGAAGGCUCGCCCCGGCUGUCCACUCCGGUGCACCGUUGCAGCAGUGGAAGUCCGCUGGGCUUUGCGAGGACCGGGCCUUCUCCACCUUACGGAACAGUGACCGCCACCCGAAGGCUCUCACUGGGAGGGGCAAGACCCUUUCAGCUCUCCCCUCAAGCAGCUCAGCAUGCUGAAUCCAGGCCGACGACUCAGAAACACUCCCCAGUGGCCACAGGAUUGGGGACACGCCUCCACAGCGCCCCCUGUCUUUUAGAGUGUACCACUGGCGGUGGCAGACAGAAGAUCCGAAAGCAGCACUCAGACCCGGUGGUGGUCCCCACAGCAGGCUUGAUGACGGUUCGCCCCCUGCACUCGUCCCCCCGCCUCAGUGAGCUGAUGCAGCGAAGCCCACUGCCCACCAUCCUGGGCUCCCCCUCGAGGACUAUGCCCCCGUUUGAAUUCCCCAAACCCCCCAGCUCUCCAAACCUUGUCAACUUCCUGACACAGCAGGGUUUAGUGGUGGGCUCUCCCAGCAGCAGGCCUAUGCAAAUCGAGCCCCGAGACGCUGGACAGCCAACGCCCACGCAGUGCCCUCAGCCUUCUCACUGCAUCCACAGGAUGAAUGAUGAUACCAGGGGAUUUGGAAGAUCUCAGAGCGCCGGCCUCCUGUCCGACAUGUUGCUGAUGGCAGCCUUUGGAACAGUGAGUGACCGAGGCAGCACAGAGAAUCUGGCCUGUGAAAAAGCUAUGGACAUAGCAGUGCCCUCCGGUGGUGUCCUAUGUCCGGCACCGGGCUCGUGCAGCCCAGCACAGGUGGUCUUCACCAUCGGCUCGCCUCCCAGUGGCGGCACCCCACCUCAGGCCUCCAGACAGAGGAAAUACUCCGGCUCCUUUGCAUCAGUCAGCCCUGCGGGCUCCUUCACCAGCCGCUAUCCCCAGGCGGCCACCUACGGCGACGGCUUUGAGGCCUCUUCCAGCCCUCGUUACAAUUUUUUUGAUCCCAUCACCGCCAACAUGGGCGGUCGUAUCACCUUCGAGGCCCCUGAGCUUCCUGAAGAGACCCUGAUGGAGCAGGAGCACACAGACACCGUGCAGAGCCUGCGCUUCACGCUGGAUUUCGCUUGCUGUCUGAUGGAGGUGGCCGGGGCCCGCGGCAUCACAUUGAUGGGGGUCCCGGUUGAUCCCGCUCACCCUCACUCCUUGCAGCAGCAGAGCCUGGUGGCGGAUCAGAUAAGCUCCCUGAGCCGAGAGUGGACCCACGCAGAACAGCUGGUUCUGUACCUCAAGACUGCAGAACUCUUGUCUACCGCCAUACAAACAGCCAUGGAGCAAGUGAAACACGGCAAACUUUACCCGUCGGCUACAGUCAAGCAAGUUGUGAGGAGGCUGAAUGACUUGUACAAAUCCAGCGUGGCAUCGUGUCGCUCUCUCAGCACCCGUCUGGAGCGCUUCUUUUCCAAAAAGCACCGACUCAUGGACAAAAUCACCUCCAUAACAGCUGAAAGGCUGCUCUUCAGCCACACCGUGCAGAUGGUUCAGUCUGCUGCUCUGGAUGAGAUGUUCCACCAGGGGGAGGCAUCCGUCCAUCGUUACCACAAAGCCCUCCUGCUGAUGGAGGGCCUCUCUCUGCUUCUCACCGAACAGGAAGACAUUCUCAGCGUGAGCAAAUGUAAAGAGUGUAUUGAGCGGCGCCUCACAGCCUUGCAGUCCGGGCUCUGCGUUUGAGAGCCCCUCCUACAUGAUGUCACCUAUCGGCUCAUUACCAACGGACUUCAUCCCAUCACCUCAGGUCACGUCAAAAAUCACAAACUCUCUUAAAGUUGACAACCUAAGCUUUGGAUUACGGCCUCCAUUUCCCUAAAGCGAAACUGAUGUUGGUCGUGAUGCACCUUGCUGCAUUCUGACUCACGUGAGAGACCGUUUGGCCAAUUAAGAUUCCCCGCCAGCCCACCCCCAUUUGAGGCAACCUGCAGGAGCACGUACGGCCAAGUAGUCAUAUAUCCCCGCGCGCAGUACUCGCCAUGACAUAUUUUGAAGACGGACCAGUCUACUGCAGUGGACAACCGAACAAGCCUUUGUGGUUCAUCUUUAUGGAGGUACUUUGAGCUGUCCGCCUACAUUGGAGGUACAGUUACAGUAGACAUGUUGAAGAAAGCUGGAGGAAGUCAAAUAUCAUUCUCAUAUUAUCUAUGUGCACAUUAUGCCACUUCCUCGUGUGUGUGUGUGUUUCAAAGCAGUUCAUGAGUUGCUUGCUAUAGUGUACAUAACAUUGCUACAACUGGACGACAACUUCUGCCAAGACGAUAUAAAGCCUUUUUAUAAUGCGUUUGAUUUUAGCUCUAUAAUAAGUAAGUAAGUUGGUUUGACACUUUACGGACUUGCUUUUCAUAAGGAAGGCGACAACUGGUGGAGAACAAUGUUUUCCAACAUUGCGUCAUGUGGGUCCAAACAGGUGGAAGAGGCACGCUUCGCAGUUUCUGAUUAGAACUGCGCUAACGAUGCCACGCUAACUGGAGGAUGUUUGUCUUGUGUACAGUCCUUGACCACCACCCCCACCCCGCCCCACCCCACGUGGUUCCUUCUUUCUUCUUUACAUCAUUGUAUUUUAAUCAAUCAUCGUCGGCGCCAAUGCGAAUGUAUAGGACAGGAGAGAAGCCGCGUCAAUGUUGGGGGCUGCUUGGCGGCACAUGCCCGAAUGUUUUUUUGCACUGUUGAAGUACUGUACAGAGUGGAACAUGCUACACGUGUCACGUAUUGUUUUGUUUGUUUGGAUAUACUUUGACUGAUAGCUCCUUUCUAUUUCCACUUCCUUUUCAUGGAGUGCAGUUGUAUCGUAGUUACUGUGUGUUUGGUGUGAGAGUGUUCAUUAACAGAGGGAUGCUGUGAACGCGGAAAAGAAAAAUACGGUAAAAGCUUUAUGGUGAGGAGGGUUAGGUUUAAAAAAAAAA
This is a messenger RNA of Hippocampus comes (tiger tail seahorse), 4901 nucleotides long. RefSeq names its product unc-51 like autophagy activating kinase 1 (gene ulk1b). The record is from RefSeq and is a predicted model, not a curated record. Lineage: Eukaryota; Metazoa; Chordata; Actinopteri; Syngnathiformes; Syngnathidae. The coding region runs from base 604 to 3678 and encodes 1024 amino acids. The transcript is spliced from 27 exons. Gene Ontology annotation, molecular function: protein serine/threonine kinase activity; ATP binding. Gene Ontology annotation, biological process: peptidyl-serine phosphorylation; autophagosome assembly; positive regulation of autophagy. Gene Ontology annotation, cellular component: phagophore assembly site; cytosol; autophagosome.